Messenger RNA from Naegleria lovaniensis, 783 nucleotides. RefSeq lists its product as uncharacterized. Lineage: Eukaryota; Heterolobosea; Eutetramitea; Acrasida; Naegleriidae. The transcript has a single exon. The record is from RefSeq and is a predicted model, not a curated record. The coding region runs from base 1 to 783 and encodes 260 amino acids.
AUGCCUUUGGAAGCUGGAUGGUUUUACGAUCACUACUUUGAGAAGAAGGACUCGACAUUUAAACAAACUAAAUCGGACGAGAAAGGGCAUCAAGACCAAUUGCCCUUCAUAUCCGAUAAAGAACUCCUGGAGAAAGAGGAACGAAGAAGGAGGUACACCAAGGGAAAAUACGAAAUUUUGAAAGCAGAUGCAGAAGUGGCUCUACAACUUCAAGAAGAUUUGCUUUUUCAGUUCUAUGAGGAAGACAUGAGGAUGAAUUAUAUUCAAUCCCGAAGAGAAGAAAUUAGGGCAAAACUGAAAGAGCGACAAGAUAAAAGAGAGCGCCUGGAGCGAUCAUUGAUGAUCGACAUCCCUAAUCAUGCUCAAAGAGAGAGGCUGAACAAGCUAAAAGAUCGAGAACAUUUAACUAAUUCUUUAAACGUAUUUUCAAAUAUUGACAGCAAGGAAUUCAGUCCUGGAGCCUCUAAACGAAGUACUUUGAAUCCUACAUACGAUGAGACAUAUUUAACAUACAUUACAAACAACAAGGAGCAAUUACUUGCCCAACAUCUUCACCGUGAUAGAGAUAGGCAAUUUCAUUCUUUGCAGAAAUCAAUAAGAAUGACACUGGAAGAAGAUGUUGGAACUCCUUUCAUCAAGAGCAAGAAACAGAAAGAGAAAACAAGACAAAAGAUGCAAGAAAUGAAAGACAAACAAAAACUUGGGCUCAUUGCGCCUCAGCAUGAGGUGACAGAGGCAUUAUCUUUGAUGGACAGAUUUGAGGAAGGAUAUUAUUCUGACUAA